Messenger RNA from Knipowitschia caucasica, 303 nucleotides. NCBI's taxonomy places the organism in Eukaryota, Metazoa, Chordata, Actinopteri, Gobiiformes, Gobiidae. The record is from the annotation of a GenBank genome assembly.
AUGCUCUUAAACGCUCCCCACAUAGUCCCUCUGCUCAUGCACAUGGAGCUGUCGUUAGCCACAGCGGGCGCAGACAGCGGACCCAUGGGGAGGGGGCUCUCUGGUCAGCAGAGGCAGGACCAGCAGCAGUUGAACAUUGCUCACCCAGAGCAAUCGGAUGAAAACGCAGUGCAGAUCUACUUGGAAUCACCCUCUCUAGUGUCAGACUGUGUUGAAGGUGUUCAAAGAUUGUUCAGCAACUCACUCAAGAUGAGGGAAAAGAGCAACAAGGGGAAAAUGCCCCCUCGGAAAUGCAACAUAUAG